CUCAGUGGUCUCACUGGGUCUUAUUUUGACAGAAUAUCUGACAAGUUGUAGUUGACCGUUGCGUUACAGGAACCUGAGUAUCCCUCUUGUUGUCCAUAACUUGGGGAUAAUGACCCCUAAGCGCAAGGCGGUGGACGGCGGCAGUACAGCCAAACGGCCAACCAGAAGCCGCAAGAACUGUUCUGCUGAUGUAGCGGAACCUAGUGACGCUGGCAAGUCCGGCUCCGCAAUGUCUACAAACUCCAGACCCAAGCGAAAUCCUAGGAGGGCCGUUAAAGAUCGAUGGGAAGAGCAAAAGCUGAUGACAAGCGCGGAAUCGCAGUUGAUAGACCUAGAUCUUGUGAAAUUACUCGCGAAACCCGAAUCAUGGAAUUUACUAGACGAGGAAGAGAAAAAGGAGAUCGUAUCCCUUCUUCCAGAUAACAUAAAGGCCCAGCUUGAACCUUCUCCUGACGACCCUGAUGCCAAAAUGCCCCCUAUCCCAGAAUCGUUUUUGCGUUACUCGAAUCCCUGGCGAGACAGCAUCCGCCAAUUUCAAUUAGAUCUACAGAAUGGUCGUUACGACCCCAAAUGGCUGCAGCAGGCCGAUGAGGCUAUGCGGGAGAGGAGCGCUGGUAAAUUUGACAAUUUCAAGGAAAUAGAGUUUGAAGAGUUUUGGGGCCAGAAGCAAAAAAUGGACACAACCAUUGCUGCGGGAGAAAGCUCUCAAGUGAAGUUGGAAACACUGAUUGAAAAUGGUCUUGUCCGUCCAGGCGACGUUUGGAAGCUGUCGCGUGCUUUCACCAUGGGCAAAGGUAGGCGGGAGAGAGUUUUUAUUGAGAAAGAAGGAAAGAUUUUGGAAAUAAAUGGGUCACGCCUUACAUUUCUUGUUCCGCCUGGUCAGCGCGUUUUUCUAUCCCAUCCACAGAGUAAAGCUGCUCCAGAAUCAACCUCCAUAAAUGAAUCGUCAGUCGGCGAAGAAACCCUCGCCAAACCAGAAGCUAGUGACACUAUUGAGACACCUGCGCAGCCACACCUGGAUACAGAUCAAAAGGAAAAGGCCGCAUCUUCCAAAAAGCGCAAAUCCAGCAAUGCACGUGGAGGGCCCAGGAAACAACAACAAGUAACGGAACAGGGAGAGAACGGUUCUGGAAAGCCGAUCCCAUCCCCUGAGAACAAUGAACAGACUCUCGGAAGCUCUGAGAACCCCCAAAAAUUUGCAGUGAAGAUUAACAAUCCUCAGCAGACCAUCGAAUCUCAAACUCAUUUGGUCGUGAUGGGUAGCAUGGCAGCACCUGCUGAAGAGGCAAAGAAUGGUGACCAAAUCCCCACAGACACUAUAGAAACUGUCUCCGGUACGGCCAAAAAGGGGCAUUCACAAUUGAACUCUCCGGCGGGCUCAACAAAGCAAUUUGAAGAGAUUAUACUCGAAAAUAUUAAUGGACCUCAUUCACUCGAGAUGAAAAUGAUAGCAAUCGAUGGCCGUAUUGGGCACAUUCCAAAUGGAAAUGCUUGGAAAGAAUUUCGGUGCUACAGAAACAAUCAGGAUAUGGGUAGUCUUUGGGAAAUCAGACAGGCCUGGUUUAUUAGGAACUGUGCCAAAUAGGCUAGAUCGUGGGUAUCACCCUGGUCAUUUCAUGUAUGUAAAUUAUCGACACCCCCUGUGUCAAUUUUAGGGAUCAAUUUGAAAUAAAACCCAACCUGGGGCUCUCUCUUGUCUAUACUGAUA
Molecule: messenger RNA, 1708 nt
Organism: Aspergillus wentii DTO 134E9
Lineage: Eukaryota; Fungi; Ascomycota; Eurotiomycetes; Eurotiales; Aspergillaceae
Exons: 4
Coding region: 110-1585 (491 amino acids)
Source: RefSeq, a predicted model, not a curated record